Messenger RNA from Guillardia theta CCMP2712, 414 nucleotides. RefSeq lists its product as hypothetical. Gene Ontology annotation, molecular function: RNA binding. The transcript has 6 exons. The coding region runs from base 1 to 414 and encodes 137 amino acids. The record is from RefSeq and is a predicted model, not a curated record. NCBI's taxonomy places the organism in Eukaryota, Cryptophyceae, Pyrenomonadales, Geminigeraceae.
AUGACAGGCAUCGCGGAGGCGACAGGAACAGGAGCCCGCCGUGAUGGGAUCUCAGCCGAAGAGGUUAAGAGUGUCUUCGAGAGGUUCGGUAAGGUCCGAGAUGUCUACAUCCCCACAGACUACCACACCAAGAGGCCGAAGCCUUUCGCUUUCAUCGAGUUCUUGAAUGGAGACGAUGCGAGAGAUGCCAAGGACGAGCUCGACAACCGAGAGAUCUGCGGCAGGAAGGUCUCUGUGCUCUAUGCUCAACGCGGUCGCACUACUCCCGACCAGAUGAGAGCACGCGAUUCCUCCGAUCGCUCGCCUGGCAGGAGCAGGCGCUCGCGAUCCCGCGACAGGCCUCGACUAGAGACAGGUCGCCCCCCGAAAGAAGCUCGCGGGACAGGUCCCCGAGGCACUAGACGUGGCUCGUGA